AUGUCAAUUGCCGCUUUGCUCCUCGCUGGUCUUACCCUGGCUUCUGCAACCCCCACUAGUCUUAGCUCUCUCAGCGAGAGGUCUUCGAUCUCUACCAAUGGCGUCUGCGGAGCUUAUAACGGCACCGCUAGCUGCGCUGGCAACAGCUUCGGGAGCUGCUGCUCUCAGUUCGGCUGGUGUGGCAGCGACACCGACCACUGCGGCAGCGGUUGUCAGUCAAACUACGGAAAUUGUGGAGUCUCGACCACUCUAAGCUGGAAGAGCUUAGGCUGUUACUCAGACUCCACAAGCAAUCGUGCACUCAAUACCAGUGUCCUGGUGCCGGGUCACACCGUUGAGGCAUGCCAGUCCGCCUGCGAAGACGCAGGAUUCCUCUACGCGGGGCUGGAAUACGGUACCCAGUGCUUCUGCGGUAACGCCAUCAUGAACAGUGCUAGUUCGAUUGAUUCCUCCCACUGCAAUGUCCCUUGUGCCCAAUCAGCUAGUGAGAUCUGUGGCGGGUCCAACGCGAUUAGCUUGUACGUUGUUGUGCCUAUUUGGCAAAGCGUCGGAUGCUACACUGAUACAACCCUCAAGCGAACUCUUGCAAAAUCCUACAAUAUCGCUGGUAAUACCGUUGAGAAAUGCCAGGCCGAAUGUCAGUCAAAUGGCUAUCUCUACGCUGGUGUGGAGUAUGGAACUCAGUGCUUCUGUGGUAACAGCAUUGAUAACGGUGCUACUAUUACUUCUGCCUGUGGUACUGCUUGUCCCGGAGACAGUUCGGAGGUCUGUGGUGGCGCGAAUGCGCUGAGCAUGUAUUAUCUCUUCCGGUAA
Messenger RNA from Penicillium waksmanii, 813 nucleotides. RefSeq lists its product as uncharacterized. Bases 1 to 813 code for a protein of 270 amino acids. The record is from RefSeq and is a predicted model, not a curated record. Gene Ontology annotation, molecular function: chitin binding. Lineage: Eukaryota; Fungi; Ascomycota; Eurotiomycetes; Eurotiales; Aspergillaceae. The transcript is spliced from 2 exons.